UCACGCACGAGAUUUCUGAGACUCCUCUGAACGUGGAACCAUUCCACCGUCAUCUACACUGCAGUGUCCAUUACUAUGUGGACCUGCGAAACUAAAGUGAGCAUUACAGCGCUAGUCGUCAUGUGCGGGACGAUCAACGUUAUCGGACUGGGAUUUUGCGUCUUGCAACUACAGGAAUCCGUGGUUGCCUUAUCAUACGGAACAUUCUUCACCUCCGCGAGCAUAUGCCAGUCCCUGUUUCUUUUCGUUGCGGUGACCUCGGAAAAGCGCAUCUACAUGAAGCUGUCCAUCCUCCUUGCGAUUAUUCGUCCGAUAUUCCUCCUCUUGUUCUUUUUCCUUCUCAACUUGGAGGAACGCGGCAUGAUUAAUCCUAAAAGCACACCAACACCUGGUUAUGGUGCUCGGCAUCUGAGUGCUGAGGCGACAGUCUCCUCCACCAAGCCAGAUAUCUUGGAGUUCAGUACUGUUCAUCAUGUCGAAGAGCCGGAGGACCUGCUAACACCUACCUCGGUUCUUUAUGGUUCUUUAGCCCUCUUCAGCAUCUCUACUAUAGCUGACGUAUACGUUAUCAGACGCUUAAUCAUCUACUCGAAGAAAUCUCCUCCAAUUUCACCACUUCUUUCUGUUCAGUCAGCGCUUCCAGAGCCAGCAGACUCGAAGCCCGCAACAGCGGAACCGCAAAAGUGAUUCAUGUAGCCUUGUUUAAAUCCUUGCAAAUUAAUAAUUGAUUCUCGUGUCUUUUUC
This is a messenger RNA of Ornithodoros turicata, 744 nucleotides long. RefSeq lists its product as uncharacterized. Bases 76 to 687 code for a protein of 203 amino acids. The transcript is spliced from 11 exons. The record is from RefSeq and is a predicted model, not a curated record. Lineage: Eukaryota; Metazoa; Arthropoda; Arachnida; Ixodida; Argasidae.